Molecule: messenger RNA, 1156 nt
Organism: Musa acuminata AAA Group (dessert banana)
Lineage: Eukaryota; Viridiplantae; Streptophyta; Magnoliopsida; Zingiberales; Musaceae
Product: ESCRT-related protein CHMP1
Exons: 2
Coding region: 170-784 (204 amino acids)
Biological process (GO): late endosome to vacuole transport; protein transport; endosome transport via multivesicular body sorting pathway
Cellular component (GO): multivesicular body; ESCRT III complex
Source: RefSeq, a predicted model, not a curated record
UCUCCGUGUCGGCCUCGAUGCGAGACGCGCUCGGCCCAAUUGAUCGUUGACCCGACCUUCGCUUCUAAGCCUUCGCCUCGUUCCCAUUUCCUCAAAGUCGGCCCCCUCGGCGUGGCGUCGAACGAACCCUAACCCUAAGUCUUCCUCGAUCGAUCGGUUCCUUGGUGACAUGGGGAACACCGAGAAGCUGAUGAACCAGAUCAUGGAGCUCAAGUUCACGUCCAAGAGCCUGCAGCGGCAGGCGCGCAAGUGCGAGAAGGACGAGAAGUCCGAGAAACUCAAGGUCAAGAAGGCGAUCGAGAAGGGCAACAUGGACGGCGCCCGGAUCUACGCCGAGAACGCCAUCCGCAAGCGCACGGAGCAGAUGAAUUACCUCCGCCUCUCCUCCCGCCUCGACGCCGUCGUCGCCCGCCUCGACACCCAGGCCAAGAUGCAGGCCAUCGGCAAGUCUAUGGGAUCCAUCGUCAAGUCCCUCGACUCCGCCCUCACCUCCGGCAACCUCCAAAAGAUGUCCGAGACCAUGGACCAGUUCGAGCGACAGUUCGUCAACAUGGAGGUCCAGGCCGAGUUCAUGGAGGGCGCCAUGGCCGGGUCGACCAGCCUCUCCACCCCCGAGACCGAGGUCAACAGCCUCAUGCAGCAAGUUGCCGACGACUACGGCCUCGAGGUCUCCGUCGGCCUCCCGCAGGCGGCGUCUCACGCCAUCCCACCUGCCAAGGAGAAGGAGACCGUCGACGAGGAUGAUCUCUCCAGGCGCCUCGCUGAGCUCAAGGCCAGGGGUUAGCUCCUGUGCCAAGGUCCUUGGUUGUGCUCCUUAUAUUUGCUUAUAUUCAUGUAAAACCCACCUGCAAAUGGAACUUCCUAGAAAUGGGAUUAUUGAAAGGAAUCCACUUGCAGUUCAGCUACUGGCAUGGGACAUAGUGAUGCAUAUCAUGAAAGUGCUCUGCAUGCACUGCCAUUAUGUUGGUUUUACUGGAGGGUUGAGAUUUGCUGGAAUUCCUGUUUUCCUUAUAAAAUGCAAAUUGUGAAAGAGGGACCGAAUGUAUUUAGAUUUGGUUUAUUCUUCCCUUCCUGAUCCAUUCUGUUGUAUAUAUUUUGAUUAAGAAUCAGAUAUUCUUUGGACCAAAAAUCACAUCAUGUAAAGUUGGAAACUGUA